Molecule: messenger RNA, 2474 nt
Organism: Pleuronectes platessa (European plaice)
Lineage: Eukaryota; Metazoa; Chordata; Actinopteri; Pleuronectiformes; Pleuronectidae
Exons: 9
Coding region: 65-1876 (603 amino acids)
Biological process (GO): response to bacterium
Source: RefSeq, a predicted model, not a curated record
AGUCUUUACUCUGAAGAGAGGAGAAAGUGUCGGGCUGUUUGUCAUUCAACACAACGAUUUCAACAUGAAUACAUCUCCGAAGUUCGUUCUCUACCUGACAUGUUUCGUCUUGGGGAAAAUGGUUCAGAUGCAUCAAUUUAUCUUGUCUCCUCAAGUCAGUGGAUUUAUAUCAGCUGAUGUUGGAGACAACUUGACUUUGCAAUGUUUCUAUGAGAGGGAUGAAAAAAAAAUGUAUUGGUACAAACAAACACCAGGACAAAAACCUCGAAUUAUCUCAGUGACGUACAAAUCCACUAAAAGUAUUCCGUUAUUGAAUGAAUUCAAGGACAAUCACCGCUUCACUGUGGAAAAUAUGGAUAAUGCGAGUCACCUAAAUAUCUCAGAUCUGCAGCUUUCAGACUCAGCUACUUACUACUGUUUACAGAGUCGUUCACAUGUGCUUGAGUUUAUGGAGGGCGUCACUGUCAGUGUGAAAGGUUCAGGGUCUAACAUCCAGGCUGUGGUGCAUCAGUCUGAGAGCAUCCAGCCAGGAGGCUCUGUGACUCUCAGCUGUACAGUUCACACUGGGACCUGUGAUGGAGAACACAGUGUUUACUGGGUCAAGAACUCUGAAGAACCUCAGCCUGGACUCAUUUACACCCAUGGAGACAGGAACCAUCAGUGCGAGAGGAAACCUGACACACAGACACACACCUGUGUCUACAACUUGUCAAUGGAGAGACUGAACCGUUCUCAUGCUGGGACCUACUACUGUGCUGUCGCUGCAUGUGGAAACAUUGUGUUUGGAGACGGGACCAAAGUGGACUUUGAAGAGGUGGUGGACUAUCUUCCCUUGGUGUAUUUCCUGAGCGGAGCUUUGGCGUUCACCACAAUCCUGGUUGUUUCUCUGGCUUACACAGCACAAAGAGCGCUCAAGACAAACUGCUGCCAGGGCUCAGAUCCCCAUGCUGCAUCCUCCAAAAUUAAUGCAAAGGAUGAGCAGAAUGAAGACGACCCCUGCUACAUUGCUCACAGGGAGAUACAGAUGAACAGAUCCAGAGGACAGAGGGAUGAUACCUGGAGUGAAUGUGUGUACUUGAGUUUACAGCAGUGCUGUCGCACCAUGCGCACGACAAUGAACUUCACCCUCCUGUCAGCUAUCCUCAGUUGGAUCUCUGUCUCACGUUGUGAAUUUCACGUUGUGGAGGUCCAGACCGGUGAAGAGGUCACGCUGCUGUGUACCAACUACGCGAAUUCCCCCUCUUACAUAUCAUGGUUCAGACUGGAAAACGGAUCCAACACCAGCCACAUCUCCUCCAUGCUCUCCCAUAACACAGUUGCAUCGUACUUCGAUGGGUUUGAAGAAGAAAAGUUCAACAUGACGUCCAACGUCAGUAACGUCUUUCUCCAAAUCAAACAAGUGGAUUUAUCUGACUCUGGACUCUAUAUAUGUGGCUAUAAGGUGGGCACCGACUCCAGCAAAUUCCCAGGAGUUUACAGUGUAACGUAUUUAAAGGUUAAAGAAAAGUCUGAUGAACAAGCAAAUCUGACCAUUGAGAUCCUCAUGGGCGGUCUGAUUAUCAUCCUCAUUAUAAUCAUCAUCGCUCUGGUUCUUAAAAUCUGGAAACUUCAUACAGGUAUUUAUGUGUUUUUUAUUCCAACUUUGCCGAUACAAAGCUCCCUGACUCCUGACCAGAUGUAUUGUUUCUGUCAUUUAGCACAUAAAGAGGCACAGGAUCUACAAGACAGUAAGAAUGUGGGCUCUGAUGACCUGAACUACGCAGGACUGAGUUUCCUUCCAAGAGCAGAGCGGAGCAGAAGGCCUGCUAGAGAGAGAGAGCCGGAGCCUAAUGUUGUGUACGCCACCACCAUGCACUCAAGAAACCACCGGAACUGAAGCUCAGAGAGGAACUGAGGCGUUGUCGUCAGUCUGCUGUUUGUGGAUGGGAGCAGUUGCCAACACUGUAACAAGAUGUUGUGAAAAAUGAUUGUGAUAUCUUUGCCACAAUUUUAUCUUCUCAUUGUACAUGUGUAUCUUGGUGUUGAUGACUGUCCAGUUUUGUUUUAGUCAUGACCUCCGGGGGAUGUCAGGAGAAUGGGGACCGGACUUCCUGCAGUGUUUGCCUUUCAUACAUGAACAAAACAGCAGGACAUUUCUGCUCAUAUUGUAUAUCAAGCAGUAUUGUUGUGAUCCUAAUCCACGAUCACGAUCCAUCACCAAGAUCAGAUGCCACCAUGUUCCACAUUUUCAAUUCAAAUAAAAUGUAUUUCCACCAUCACCCAGAUGGACGUCUGCAGUCUGGUGGAACAUCACUUGUUUGACAGAAAGCAACAGAACAGUCAAGGGUUAAGGUCAAAGGUUUGUCUGACUCUGACUAGUUCACUGCUACAGAGUCGUUUCAGAAACACAUCAGCUGCUGCGUCAAUAUCUAUGUAAUCAUAUCUGGGGGAGUGAUUAAGUUGGAGCCUAUAGACACCAAACAAUGACCUGUUCU